AUGAAUUUACAAGUUCCCAAGCUGCCAGAAUUCGAUGAGAAAACAUAUGAUCCAGAUCAACAUGUUUUACACUAUGAAACUGCCAUGACUCUGUGGCAUUACAACGAUGAGUUGAUGUGUAAGAUGUUUCCACAGUCACUGACUGGUGGAGCAAUAACGUGGUUGAAUCAGCUCCCAGCACAGUCGAUCGGGACUUACCAUAAGCUGGUUGAAGAAUUCUGCUCUCACUACAAAUACAACAGAAGUGAUCGGAAGGGAUGCCACACAUUUUUCCUUUUGGGAAUUCGGAAGGAGGAAAUCAUCAGAAAGUUUACUCGACGCUUCAAGCAAGAGUUGGCUGAUGUGGAUGGUGCCAACGAUCAGGUCGUCAUCGCGGCUUUCAAGCAGAGACAACCAAAGACUCUGGAAGAACUGUAUGAUCGAGCAGAAGAAUACGCUCGAGUUGAGGAUGAUUCCAAAGCUCGAGAGACAAGAGAAGUUAACAGAUCAUCCAAUCAUCCAAAUGAUGGGAAGAAAGACAAGUCGAAGAACCGUUCGAGUGGGAAGCAUAAUGAUCGAGGUGAAGUUCGAGAGAAAAACCAUGGGGAACGAAUGGAAACUGGAUAUCAGAAACAUCAUGAUAUGAAGCUGACACCAUUGAACAUACGGCUUACAGAGUUGUAUCAGAAAAUAAGCAAAGAUUUGAGCCCAUCACGGCCUUUGACAACGGAGACACGUGAUAAAAGCAAAUACUUCAAUUAUCAUAAAGACAUUGGUCACACGACUGAGAAUUGUCGCUCCUUACAGAUCGAAGUCCAGCGAAUGAUAGACGCUGGAAAGCUACAAGAACGGGCAUCAGAAGAUGAGACCAGGAGAAAGCUCAGGCAAUUAAAUGAAUGGUACGUGAAAAAUCACAUCGAUUUUGUCAGUGGAAAUGGAACAGAAAUUCUGGAGCUUGGAUGCACAAAGAUCGAGUUCUCUGAAGCAGACAUGAUAGGAGCUUAUUCUUGUAUGAAUCUCUCACACAACUUGAUAGAGGAUGAAGAAAAUCCAAUUAUCGGCUUCAGUGGCGAAGUUACAAAGGCGAUUGGGAAAGUAAAUAUGCUUAUAACAGUGACUGACAAGUCCGUUCUAGGCAAGUUUUUGUUGCUAGAUUGCCGAGCUCCCUAUAAUGUGAUCGUAGGAAGAGACUGGAUGCAUGCGAUCGGUGCAGUUGCAUCCUCGUAUCAUCAAUGCCUGAAGUUUAUUACCCCUGAAGGGGUCGUGAAGGUUAGAAGCGACCAGAUGGCCGCCCACAAGUGUCACGGGAAUGUUAUGGAUGAAUACAGGAAAUCAGAAGUUAGCAGUAACCAUAUCCUGCGAGUUAAACAAAAAUAG
Molecule: messenger RNA, 1356 nt
Organism: Papaver somniferum (opium poppy)
Lineage: Eukaryota; Viridiplantae; Streptophyta; Magnoliopsida; Ranunculales; Papaveraceae
Exons: 4
Coding region: 1-1356 (451 amino acids)
Source: RefSeq, a predicted model, not a curated record